UUACCCAAUUACCUUCAAAUAAAAGGGCGAUACACAACACUGGGUUGUGCAACAUUGUCCGAUCAGCUGAGUUGCGUUGUUGACAGUAGUGAUAAAUGUUUGGAGGUUUUCAAUUGCGAAAGUCGUGGAAAACUAUAGGAAUUGUAAAAAUUGUUUGAUGCAGCAGUGGUUAAUGUUACAACUGAUAGCAUAAAAAGGCAACGACAAUGGCGAAAGCGGUCAACAAUAUGGGAAUGUCGAUUGUGGAGCCUCAUGAGCGGAUUCGCUUCCUAUCCAAUUACGGAAAUAUAAUUGAAGUGGACGCCAAUGUGCCAGUUACACGAUACUAUCGCUCGGGCACUGAAAUGCUUCGCAUGGCAAAUGUUUAUCUCGCUGAGGGAAAUCACGAAAACGCCUUUAUUCUCUACAUGAAGUAUAUGACGCUAUUUAUCGAGAAACUUCGGUCACAUCCAGAAUAUCCGAAAAUAAAGUCUGAGGUAAAAGAAAUUAAUAAACGGAUUAAAGAUGAAAUCAUGCCGACCACUGAGAAAUUGCGCGCCAAACUGCUUGACCGAUACCAAAAGGAGUAUGAACAGUUUCUUGCAAACAAGGAGGCCGAAAAAGCACGAGAAUUGGAGCGGGAACGUAAAAAACGAGCAGCCGUAACUGAGGGCGGAAGUGGAAGAGGCGUAGGUUCCUAUAUACCAACUAAUCUUCAUGUUCAAAUAGAUCCAAGUAUGCAGCCCAGUGCACCGGAUGUUGGACUUUUGGAUAAAGUUGUUUAUCCCAAUGAUUUCCCAACUGGCGCAAAUCGUUCAAACUUGCCCAGCUCAGGACUGCUCUUGCCGGGAGACGCGGACAAAGAAGGCGCAAAAUCAAUAAGUAAACCGCCCAGCUUUGAUCGUAGUCAGAAGCCGCAAUUCGAACGCUCCGACUCCCUACUGGCGGGAUCAUUGCGCACCGUAAUGAUUCCUGGAAACACAAUGGAUGUAUUCUUGCAACUGGCGCAAAGCAAUACUACGAAGAAUAUCGAAACUUGUGGUAUCCUAGCAGGACAUUUGGCGCAAAAUCACUUAUUUAUAACACAUAUUAUCAUACCAAAGCAACAGGGCACACCUGACAGUUGCAAUACCAUGCAUGAGGAGGAGAUUUUCGACGUGCAAGACCAGCAAAAUCUCAUUACACUCGGUUGGAUUCAUACUCACCCCAGCCAAACAGCAUUCCUCUCAUCAGUGGAUUUGCAUACACAUUGUUCGUAUCAAAUGAUGAUGCCCGAAGCAAUUGCAAUUGUUUGUGCGCCUAAAUAUAAAACUACUGGUUUCUUCAUCCUCACACCGAACUAUGGUUUAGACUAUAUUGCACAAUGCAGGCAAACUGGUUUUCAUCCACAUCCUAAUGAACCACGCUUAUUUAUGGAAGCGCAGCACAUUCAACUCGAUAGCCAGAGGAAGAUAGAAGUAGUGGAUCUGAGAAGAUAGUAUGUGGAGUUUUACGUUUGAGAAGGCCUUAUAGACACUAUAUUAUACAUACCUAGGAAAAAGAUGGCGUAAUGAUCGCUAAGCGAAUUUAAAAUAAAUGGAAAGAUGCAACAAAGGCAAAUAUGGGAAAAUUAUUAAAAGUUCCUUUUGCAAUACCACAGAUGUGAAGAAGAUAAAUCACCAAACAUGCAUUUGCACAUUUUGUAAUUAUGUAUGUGCAUCAGCAUUCGCAAAAUCAAAGAAGAAAAUUUACUUUACUACGCUAUAAGGCAAUACUUUUGUAACAAAUAUGCUAGCACGCUGCAUCCAGAUCGCGAAAUUAACAUAAUAAAUAUUGAGACAUCUUGCUGCAUAAAUUUAAAGAAAAAAUAUUUUUAGACAAUUUUGCGCUGGAAAAGAAGAAUUCUAGACAGGAGAGAUUUUAGUGUAAAGAUUUAUAAAAUGAAAUUGAAUAUAGAAACAGUCAAAAAAAUUAUUGCUGUGAUUUGCAAUAAAUGUUAAACAAACGUUAGAAAAACCAACUUUGCUUAGCUGCAGUUGUACCUUUCUUUGCCGAUGUCGCUUUUUUCAAUGUUGUUAUUCAGUUUAUUUAUAUAUCACCCCUAUUGCGAGUUUCGGCUAUUAGUAGAUAAACGACUAUUAUUCGAUUAGCGCUUUCCAUGGUAUUGUGAAUGUGGAUUUCCCGUUCAGUUAUAACUUUUUGUUUGUAGAAGGAUGAGCGACUAAAUAUAAUUAAGACUCACUUAUUGAACGAGGAAACGACAUUGAAAAUACCAUGGAUAAUCGAAAAUCGAAUAAUAGUCGUUUAUCUAUUACUAGUCGAAACUCGCAAUAGGGGUGUAUACUUUGUCUCGUUGUACAAGAUGAUUUCACUAUAAUAACUAAGUUUUUGUUUACUCUAUUUACCAAAAUAGUUAAAAUUAAACAAAUAAAUAAAUCAUGAAAUGAACAACUUGUUAUUAGUUCUAGCCGAUAUUAGUUAUACUAAAUUAUUGUGUAUUAAAAAAGUUUAAUUAAGUGCAUAAAAAAAUAAAUAAAAAUAAUGUUAACUAAACACCCAAAAAUAUGUGGAUUCCCACAACAAAACGCGAUAAUUUAAA
Messenger RNA from Rhagoletis zephyria (snowberry fruit fly), 2557 nucleotides. Its product is annotated as STAM-binding protein-like. The record is from RefSeq and is a predicted model, not a curated record. Gene Ontology annotation, cellular component: endosome; membrane. NCBI's taxonomy places the organism in Eukaryota, Metazoa, Arthropoda, Insecta, Diptera, Tephritidae. Gene Ontology annotation, molecular function: protein binding; K63-linked deubiquitinase activity; metal-dependent deubiquitinase activity. Gene Ontology annotation, biological process: protein K63-linked deubiquitination.